AUGUCGAAAAUGAGGCUGGUCCUCCUUUCGGUAGCGCUUCUUGCAGUCGCCUCGGCUUCUCCAGCGAUAUUCAGUGAGGAACGCAUCGAGGCUAUGCUGGAGAAACUGCGAAGAGCCAAAGCUACAGGCGAAUAUGCAGUAAACACGCCCACUGGAAUCUACCCGAUCCGGUCCAUCACAAAGGAAAAUAUUCGACAAAUUUUUAACUUCGGUUUGGGAAGCCAGAAGUUUGGAGAAACGAUCGAUGAAAAGGCUGGUGAAGCCGAGACGAAGAUCAGUGAAAGCAAGGACGACGUUGUAGGGACGCUUAAGAAAGAGGAGAUAUCAGAGAUAGACGCGGAAAAUGCUACAGUCAUAACAAAGGCUGAAGAGCAGAAACCAACGAAUGAAUCUACACUCGUGGAAGAGGUUAAAACAGAAGAAGGAACUGAAAAGAAAGCAGAGGAAGGCACUGAGAAGAAAGCAGAGGAAGGCGGUGAGAAGGUUAGUGCAGAGCAACGUGGUGAGAAUAUCACUGCAGAGGAAGGCAAGGAGAAAAUUGCUGAGCAAGAAGGAGAGCUCGCUAAGGAAAAAGUGGAGGAGAAGAAAGCGGAGGAGACAAAUGUCAUAGAAGAAGAAGGAAAACCAGCCGAAGGACGUCUAGGAGGAGGACCAUCUAUUGAGGGCUUUUCGGAACCAAAAUCUGCUGAAGGACAGCCUGAAGGCAAGACGUCAGAGAUUCAGAAGGAAAAGUCCUCAGAAGAGCAAUCAUCGAUAAAGCCCAUUGAAGGUCAAGCAGCUGAAGGUACGGUUGAGCAUGAGGGCUCAGGAUCUACCACAAAGGCCGAAGAACUGACACAAACCACUGGGGCUGAAGCGAAGCAGCCUUCAGAGUCCGCAGCCGAAACCACUACCGGUAGCACAAGUGAGGUUCUAGCAGAGGGAUUGAGUACUAUUACUGCAAUUGAAACUAAGGUCACAACCGAAACUCCUGAAAGCGAAGCUGCUGCCAAAGAAGGCGGUUCAGGUACCGAGGAAGAGGCUAAGGUUGUGGACGCCCAGGUGGCUCAGGUGGCAGAAAACAUCACGACGGGUGAACUCAUCUUAGAUGAAGGAAAAGCUGCAGGAACCAUCACCGAGGUUGUAGCCGAGACUACAGCGGAAGGUGAAAAGAAAGAACCAGCGGAAUCAUCCUCUUCAACAGAGACGGGCACAGCAGUCAACCAGCAGUCUGCAGCUACUUUUGCUCAACCCGUUGCAGGAGAAGCGCCUAAGGAGGUGGAACACAAGGAGUCUGCAGAGGGAUCUGCAGAAGCUCCAGAAGGUACCGCAGAAGGCAGCGCAGCUGAGGAAAGGGCAUCAGUUCCUUCGGAGACCUCCACGCUGCUCACGGGCACAGAAUCACCAUCGAAUGAAAUCACGAUCGCGGCCGAAAGCACGACAUCACCCCAAGCAGCGUGAUGUUCGCCACGAUGACGAGUAUUACCUGCAAGAAUAUGUACAGUUAGUUGCGGCCUUCAUUGUUGAACAAGUGUAUUUAUUUAUUAUGCAACAGAUAAAUUUAUCAUUUCA
This is a messenger RNA of Cylicocyclus nassatus, 1551 nucleotides long. The record is from the annotation of a GenBank genome assembly. NCBI's taxonomy places the organism in Eukaryota, Metazoa, Nematoda, Chromadorea, Rhabditida, Strongylidae.